UUGUUUUUUUCACUUAUUUUAUAGAAGCUCUGUUUAAUUCGGAUAAGAAUAGCAUGGCAUAUUUGGAUCAUUAAUUGCGGAUUCAAUUAAGUAAAUAAUUGAUUAAUUUAAUAACCUUGUAUGUGUUUGGUUUAGAGCUACAGGUGCCCGUUUUCCGGUAAUUUUGUUUAAAUCUUGUGUUAUUGUUAAAAAAGGCUUUUAAAAAUUACCUGUGAAUACUAACGGAUUAAAUAAUUGACACAUAUCUCACUCAAUUGAGCGGAAUAGAAAUAUUAACUUUUUAGUCCCGACUCUUGGCUGCAGCGAUAAAUAACAUGUAAGCCAGAGCAGGGUAAGAUUAUAAGGUCUUUUGGCUUACCCCUAACCACUUGUUUUGAAAUAUUUUCUGGUUAUAAUCCACUCUCUGGUCACGCAAAUAUCCUUAAAAUUUAUAAUAAAGAGCUCUGAUUGGUUAACAGUUACCUUUGCCAAUUCCAAGGUUUAUUUUUGGACAGUAUAAACUUCAGCAACAACGGAACGGGACUAGCUGGGACCUUUGUCCCUUGACGUACAGAAUCCAUUAUACACGACUUACUAAUGAAUUAUAAGGAGAGACUUGGAAAUCAGACCCCAUUCGAGUAUCUCUUAUAAGCGUGCCCGGUUUAGUUUGGCUGUUAACCGUAUAUUGUACCACCUUCUUGGUCUAACAUGUAACAUGUUUCUGCUUUGACUAUACCCUAAGAACGGGGAUGAAUUCUACCGCUGAUUGAAAAGUAAUUAAAGAUGUCAGAUUCAGAGAAACACCAAGGUAUCGAUGGGAAGAUUACUGACCCGACACAGCACAACCUAAGUGGAAUUGUUGAAGAUAACCAUGUGCAAGAGAGGAGUUGGAGCAUGACAACUACUGAGAUUCCCGCUGACCAGGUAUCAUGGAGCAUGGAGACCACUGAGCUUCCCCUAGACCAGGCAUCAUCCAUAAGCAUGUCGACCAUGGAGGUAUCCGCUGGUCAAAAUGUAGAAUUUGCUGACGGGGGAUCAUGGAGCAUGACAGAAGUGGGGACUGUCGCUGAACAGCAAGAUUCGUGGUUUGUCGAAGAGAUUGGGACCAUUUCAGAUGAAACUACAAUCAUUUCUGAAGAAACCAUGAUAAUUUCGGAAGAGGUUACGGAUUUGGUUCAAUCUUCAGAUGUUAGUAUACAGUGCAAGCUGGAGGAAGAUGCAGUGGGCAGUAAGUAUGAGAGAAGAAUAACAAUUCUGGAGAAGGAAAAGACAAGUAUCACAGAAAUGUACAAGAACACUGUUACGGAAUACGAAAUAUCCAGCACUAAAAUGCAACAGGAUUACGAAGUUAAACUAGCAGAGCUGAGAUCUAAAUGUGAAUCUUGGGAGACCAAAUAUCAUCGGCUUUAUGAUGAACUUGAGACCGAGAAAAGCGAGCAUGUUUCAAUCCAGAGGGCGUACGAGAGUGCUACCGGACAGAUCAGUGUUAUACAGGAGAAGCACAAUGAGGACAUACAAGCACUCCACAAAAUGCAUGCUGAAGAGCGCAAAACUCUGAUUGAUGGGUACGAGAACCAAUUACGAGAAUGGAAAUCCAAGCAUGACCAUCUUAUGGAUACUUAUACCGCGUCAGUGAAGGAUUAUGAAAUAAUGAUCACGAAAGUUAGCCAAGAUUAUGAAGUUCAGAUUGGGGAGUUGAGAAUAAGAAACGAGAAGCUUCUGAAAAGGAGUGAAGAAGCAAACGGCGAGAUUAAAAUAUGGAGAGAAAAAUGUUCAAGCAUCGAGAAAGAAUACCAGACAACGAUAGCUCAGUUGAGAGAGGAAAUGAAAUUGAAGUGGAAAUCAGAAAGGUCAGAAAUGGAAGAGAAAUGGGACAGUGAAAGAAAAAGUCUUUUCAAUAAGAACAAGAAUAAGGUUAAACAAUACGAGGAAAAUAUCACAGAGUUGGAAAUGAAGGUAUCCAGGCUUAGCACGGAGAAUGCAAGAUUUCAAGAGAAUCUUUCAGCCUCUACAAAGCAAAUAGAACACUGGAAAACAAAGCAUUCAUCCCUUCUGGAGCGGCAUGAGUUAGAGAUUCAGGAAUUGAACAUCGAAAUGUCUAAGCGCUUUGAGCUUGAAGAAGACAAGAUUGAAGAUAAUUUUGAGUUUGAACAACGUAAACUAAAGGAUAACCAUCGAGCAGUACUACGAGAAAGGGAAAAUGAAAUGAAGGGACUGAAGGAAAUGUACGAAGAACAAAUCGCGCAGCUUAAAGAAAGCGUUUUGCAAGAAAAGGAUAGAUACAAUCAAUUAGAGACAGAUUGUACAAAAAAGUACUCUGCGUUAAAAAGAACAGGCGACAUGAAGAUUGACGAACUCAAAGAAGAGAUCAGUGCGUUAUCAGCAAAGUUAAAAACAAGUGAAGCACUCUACGAAAAAGAGAAGGCCGAGAUUGCAAACAAUCACGAGAAAGAGCUUACCAAUUUUAAAGAGCGCUAUAGCCAGUUGCAAAAUAACUAUGAAAUUUUGAUGGAACAGUUCGGGGACGUUAAGGAGAAGUCAGAGAUGCUAGCACAGGACAUGGAAAGUAUAAAGGUGCUUCACGCAAGGGAAUUAGAAAAACUUAGUGAAACCUAUGCUGGAGAUCGAUCUAGACUUCUUCAAGACCAAAAAGAGGCUACAGAGAACCACGAACAAGCUAUGACGGAACAACGACAGCGACUAGAAUCUCAAAUUGAAAAAUUGAAAGAAGAGAAUGGUCAAAUGAAAUCCACAGUGUCAGGAUUGGCAUCAGAUGUUGAAAUGCAGAGGAAUAAAGUAAAAACACUUAGAGAACAGUAUGAACAACAGCUAGAAAACACUCGCGCGAAAUUAAGAGAAUCUUACGAUAAAAGAGAAGACAAGAUGGAGGAUUUAAUGGAAAGUGAAAUAACAGAGUUGAGAGAAAAGCAUCAGCAAGAGUUAGGCGAAAUGGAAGAAAGAAUGAAAGAAUUGCAGAAACAGCAUGACGCUGAACAAGCUUCUAUCAAGAAAAAAUGGGCAGAUGAGUUGGCAAGCCAACAAAAUAAAUGGCAAGAUCGUGUACGAGUGUUAGAAAAAGAGGCAGACGGGCAACGAAAGGUACACGAAAAGCAACAGAAUAGCUAUGAAAAGCGUAACGAAGGACUUGAAAAGAAACUUAUGGAUGAAGCUAAUGAAAGAACCAAAAUAAAGGCUAAGUAUAAUGACGAAAUACAAACGUUGAUAGAGGAGCAGAGAGAACUUGUAAGAAAGUACGAAUCUCAGAUUAAAACUGUUGUCGAAGAUUCCAAAACAAGAAUCCUGAAACUUAUAAAUGACCACGAGAACGUGGAAACGGAUUACAAGAAACAACUCAAGGCUCUCAAAAAUGAGAUACUAAGAGUAGAAGAUGAACAUGAAGUAGAAAUACGACAACUCAAGUCUGAUUUCAGGGAACGGAGCGAAAAUGAGAGAACUGAGCUUGAAAAAUCCUUUAGACAAGAAAGGACCAAAAUGAAGAAUUCCCACGAUAAAGAAAUGGUGCAGUUGGAAUCAAGGGAAGACCAGCUGACAAAAGAGAUGGAUACAAAGCUGAAAAAACUAACGAGCGAAAAGAACUCAAUAAAAGCCGAAUAUGUCUCGAAAAUAGCCAGGCUGCAAUCUGAACUUGAAGAAAGCAAUCAGCGAAGUAGAUUGGAUGUAGAAAAUGUGAGGACUGAAAUGGAAAAACAAAGGCUAUGUGAAGUCGAAAAAGUGCGCAAUGAAAUGUUGUCCGAUCUAGAAGAGACCAGAGCGAAGUUACAGAGAAUCGUAAAGGAGUGCGAUGAGAGGAUCUCGAUCCUGACCCAGAAUUACGAAGCACAGAUUCUCCAACUGACCAUCGAUAGGGACAACAUCGAGGCAAAGCUUGAAGCAAUGACAAGAAGAGAACAAUUGGCGUCAGAAGAGUUUGAAAAAAACAUACUUGAUGUGAAAGAACAAUACGAAGCGCAACUGGCGAGAGUAAAGAAAGAGAGAAAUAAACUUAAGCAAAAAUACGAAGAACUCACUGAAGAGGACGAAGAAGAAGACGCCAUUUAUGAAGAGACUAUUGAGAAGCAGAACAAGAGAUUACAGGAGUUGAAGGAAGAGGUAGAGAAUUUGAAACGGAAGAAUGGAAUAGAGGAAAAAAGAUUAAGAGAUGAUAUCAACAAACUCUCUGAAACGCUGGAAAAAGAAAAAAGAAUGGUUAACCAGUUGAAAAAUGAGGCUACCGAGCAAAAAAAUGAUUUCCGACGAAGUGAAGAAGAAAGCUUGAAUGAAAUAAACAACCUUAAAGAUAAAUUGAACUUGGUGGAAAGGGAGAAGCAACGAUUGGCUGAUGAUAUCAAUGCCUUGAGUUUUCAGAAAGAGAAUUUGGUUGCUCGUUACGAAGAAAUAGUAGCCGAAGCACAAAAGGUAUGCAGCGAGGCCAAUAAACAGGAAAUAGAGAGAUGGAAGAACGAGUACAAGAGACGAAUAGAUGGCUUGGAGGAUCAGUUGGAGGCCGAGACAAGAAAAAUGAAACACGCAGAAGAAGCCCUAUUGUUAGAGAGGGAGAAAUCAAUUCAAGAUAAAAAGAAUGGUCUUGCAGAAUUCGAGAAGGAGAAGGUUGCCAUCUACCAGCGUUUUAAUGAUCGAAUAGCAGCAGUAGAGAGUGAGCGGGACAUAUUAGUAAGCGACUAUCAGAAAAAGAUAAGCUCUUUGCGUAGCGAGAUGGUCUCUUUGGAGGAAUCAUAUGAAAAUAUUCUCAGAAAGACAAAAGGAGACAUAAAAUAUCAAGCAGAAAAGGAGAGGGAGGAGAUGGAAGUCCAUUUUGAUAAAAGGGUCGAAACACUCUGUAAGACCCAAAAAGUGAUCAUUGAUGAAUGCCAGGAACGAGUCAGGCAAAUGCAGGAAGACAUGGAUAACCUUUCGCUCAAACACAGACGUGAAAUGGAUCAACUAAGAAAGAAAAGUGCGGAUGAUCUUCUUUCGUUUGAACAGCAGCAGAUCGUAGGCGAAGAGAAAUUGAGAUACGAGAUGAAAGUCGUAAAUGAGAAAAUGAAAAGGGACCGAGAAGUGGAAUUGAACGAGUUAAAAAGCACUUACGAGAAGGAUCUAGAAAAUGCUAGAAUGAAGAACAGAGAGGAUGUUCAAGCUUACGAGACGAAGCUAAAAGAAACUUUGCGAGACUAUGAAGGGCGAUUGUCUGAUUUGACCAUCGAGAAGCAGAGGAAUGAGGAAAGGAUCAAAGGCCUUGUACGAGAUCUUUCAACUCUUAAAGACGAAUUUUCGCUAAUGUCGAAUCAUCAUAAAGAGAAUGUAGUAAAGAUAAAAGAAGACGCUUUGAAAAAUCUUGAAAGAGAAAUUGCAACAUCAGAGGCGAUUCACGAGAAGGCUUUGGCAGAAAUGUCAAGGAGGUGUGAAGGACUAGAGAGGGAGAGGAAUUACCUGAUAGCAGAAAUAAAUACAAUUAAAGAAGUGAACAAAGUUGAUUUUACAAAGCUAGAGGAGCAGUUUCGGCGAGAAAAAGAGCAGCUUUGCAAUGAGAGAGAUGACCUUCAAGUAAAGUACGACAAACUCUAUCAAGCUGACCAAGUGGACGAUGCCAGAUAUGAAGACACUAUAAAAGACCUCAAGAAUAAGCUUCAACGACAAGUCUUUUUGCUUGAAGAGAAACAAAUGGAGUUCAGUGCCAAACAGAGAAAACUUGAGAGGCUCGGAGUAGAGCUUGAAGAAGCUUUGGAACUGGAAAAAGAUGCUCUUUGUAGAUGCCAAUCAGAACUUGCCAAUUGCAAAAAUGAGCUGGAAAUAGCAAAGCAACAACACGAAGAAGUAAUCAAGGGGAAGAUGCGCGAAAUAAGUCAGCUAAAGAAGGAAUGCGAGGAUCUAAAUGCAAAGAUUCAAGCUAUGAGCCUUGAGAAAAGGGCUUUAGAAUUAGAUCACGAUCAGAUGUUGUCAAGCGAAAUAAGAGAAAAAGAAAAAGUGGUGGAAGAACUUGCAACUCUUCGCCUAACGUUGAAUGACGAACGGGAACAGAAGAUGACGUUAAGCAAAAAUGUGAAGGAAUUAGUAAACGAGGUGGUGCAGAUAAAGCAACAUGUUCAACAAUUAGAAUCACAGCACAUUGAAUCUCUAGCUGUGGUGAGGAAAGAACUUGAUGCAGAAACGAAGAGAUUGAAUGAUAAAUUCCUUAGCGAUGUUCGCGAAGUGAAGGGUCGUUUGGAGGAGGAAAUGGCGAAUCACAGCCGCACAAGGAAAGAUAAAAGUAAACUAACUGAGAGUGUUAUAGCUCAAGAACAAACAGUGGAAGAGCUUAGAAGAACAAUUAAACAGCUACAGAACGAUAAACACGAAUCCUCAAAAGUUAUUAAAGGUCUCGAGGAUGAGAUAGAGAGAAUACGGAAAGAAACCCAGGUUAUGUCAGCUAAGUUCCAAGAACAGAAACAGUUGCUUGAAGAUCUGAAAAGGAAGAACCAGAAUGAACUAAUAAGCCUUCAGAAUACCACACAUGAGUACAAAGACAAACUAAAUAAUUUAGAGUUGAAUAAUUCUAGACUGACGACAGAAGUCGAUCUGUUCCAUUCCGAAAAAGAAAGAUGGGAAGAGGUGGAAAAGGGCUACAGAAAGGCAUUGGAAAAACUGAAUGAAAAAAGCCACCAUCUUAAAAAGGAAAACUUGAAUUUGGUCCAAGAAGGUGAAGAACUUAGAAGACGUAUUUGUUGGCUGAAAACGGAGAACGAAACGAUGUCUGUCAAGUAUCAGGACAAAUGUGACACUUUGGAGAGGGAACUACGACAAAAGGAUCAAAGACAAGCCAAACUGGAGGAGAGUAUGGAGAAAAAAAUCAGGGAUUUUGAAAAUCAGAUCUAUCGGUUACAGCAACAACUUUCUGAGGCUCAUGAGAUACAAAGUAAAAACAAGGAGAGAUGGGAAAAUGAAAGGGAAAUGUUGAAUCAGAAAUAUAAAAAAGAGAUACAAGAGAAACAUUUCGAAUUACAAAGCCAUAGAGAAGAAAUGCAAUCACAGAUAUCUCUUCUUGAAGAAGAGAGAAUAUUAGACAAAGACAUGAAAAAUGAGUUGAGGAAACUUCAGGAAGAUGUUAAAAAACUUGAGAAUGAGAAAUCGACAGUUCAAAGCCGACUUGAAAAGCAAAAUUCCCACUUAAAAUUAGAACUGGAAGGAUUUCAAACGAACCAUGAGAGGAUAGUAUCUGAAUUUGAAAGAAAACACAAAGAAGAGCUUGCUCGCAUUAGCCAUCAGUGCGAAAUGACGAAAAAAGACAUGGUCAAAAGAGGCGUGGAGUCAGUACGAGAGAGAUUUCUGAAGGAAAAAGGGGACCUUCAAAGGCAGUACGACGAAAACCUUCGCAGGUUAUCAGGUGAGUGGGAGGAAAAAAUAAAAAAAGACAGAGAAUGCCUAAAAAACGAUUCAGAAAAGCUUCACCUUGAAUUGAAAAACUUGAAAAAAGAAAAGUGUUUGCUUGAAGAAGAGGCAAAAAAGCUUGCUGUGAGAUGUGAAGAGCAAGAUAGGAGUAUUGCUGAAUCUGUUACAUUGGAAAGAGGGAAACUACAUAAGGAGUACCAGAAUAGACUACAAACAUUAGCCAGGGAACAGGAGCUACAUAUUGCUAAAAUUAAAGCCAGUGAAAAGACUUCAUUUGAGAAACAAAUAAACACUUUCAAACUGACCCUAGAGCGAGAACUGAAAUCUGAAAUGUCUAUGAAAGUUCGUCAGGAGAUUAAAGUAAAGGAGGAACAGAUGAAAAGAGAGAUGAAUGAACUAAAAGAUGGUUGCAAGAUACACAGCAAUGAACUGAGGGAGCUAAAACGACAAUUGAUAACCCAGAAAGAUGUCUUUGAGAACGAAGUGAAGCUGCUUCAAGAGAAUCGCAUCCGGGACAUGGAGGAUUUGAGACGUAAGCUGGAGCACGAAAAGGCGAUGGUGGAGAUCAACCGUGAUGCUUUGCAGGAGGAGCUGAUUAGGCUUAAAGGGGGCACAAUGUCAAGUAUCUGUCAGUUGAGUCAACGGAAAUUUGGCUCACUGGGAAUCAAGAACCAGCCGCGUUUUCAUGAAAUAAAGGAAACACAAAAGCAAAAUAACAAAAUGUCGUCAUUUGAUGAGAGUGUCAUUAAAAAGCUCCAGAAAGAAAAACAAGAAUACGAAAAUCAAUUAAACAACUUGCAAGGCGAGCUGUUUUCAUUGCGCAGUGCUAAACGUGACCUUGAAGGUAAACUUGAGGAUAUUCAAUACAAAUAUGACCAGCUCUUAAAGGAGCAGGCUCCUAUGGAAAACACCGCUAACACUGAAUGUCCACACGGUGGCGCAUGUUACAGGAUUCACAGACAAGGCGAAGCAUCAAUGGUGUCUUAUAUGUCCGACACGUCUAGUCUUGAUCUAGACACUGAAAAACCGGUCAAUGUUUCGAAUGUCAAAUACCUACAGCAUUACGAGUCUGAUUUGAAGAAACACGACCGGUUUACCCAAGAGAUAGAGCACGGCUUUAUUACGGGGCAACACCCAUCAGUAUCAAACACAAUCCUCUCGGAGCAAAGCAAGUCUGAUUUGAUGAGACACGGGUACUCGCAAGACAUUGGGAGUGGCUUUCAAGCUCGACGUUGCCAACCAGUCUCAGAUACCCUUCGCACAGAGCAAAGUGCGUCUGAUGUUAUGGGACACGUCGAGUACACCCCAGAUAAGGGGCGUGGCUGUCAGUUUGAGGAUGAGCUUAGGAGAAUGGGGCAACACCUUGAGGAUUUAGACUCACGCCACGAGCAGGCGGUAACUGAAAGCAGAACCCAAAGACCAAACCACGAAGCCACGGAUACCUACAUAUCUACCCCAAGUAUUAGAAUAGAUUUUUAAAAUGUUUGUUAUUUGUUUGUAAGAAUACGGCUUAGUUUAUAAGUUAAGAGGAACAUAACUAAAUACAGGGUAAAGUUUACUUUCAAUUAAUCCGUGAUAGUGGACAUGACGGAAAAACCUGGACAAUACGCAUUUCUAGAUAGAAAAAGAAGACACAAUUUCUUAGAAUGGCUAUCAGUUCCUUGUAUUAGGGACUGAUUUUCAAAACACAAAUAACGCGAGACCGAAAUGCACUUACCGAGUUUUAGGCUUUUUAGAUAUUUUUUCCUUGUUCAUCCUUGCGCAAUAUAUGGGCUCAGGGACGAAAAGCUCAAAUUUCAAUGACACUUUACAAAAAGUCGCAUUUGAUAUUUUGUUAGCUAUUACUCACUAAGUUCUUAAAUUUUUCGCCUUAUUAGAUGUGAUAUGGGCUUAUUUGAAGCUUCAUGUCAUGUUUUUCCGUCAUGUUGUGGUGGUGAAAAAAACAUUUUUUACGUUCGUGUACCCUCAACCCCAUGAAAAAAUGCCCCGAUAACCCCUUUUUGAGCUAUAACUAUAAACAAAUUAUUGCACCCCUGCCUUGUCCCAGACGGUCUUAUCGGGUUUUCUGUGCUCGAAGAUACACCGUGAGGCAGGUUAGGGUCUGGGGUGAUUCCUGUAUUUUUUUUACAAACCACAGGCAGGCCAUCAGAAAACUGGGUAAGAACGCCUGGGACUUUAGGCGGCUUGCCAGAAUUUUUGGGCCCCAAUCCCUUGAGCAGCCAUUGUUCAAAGUCGAGUAAGACAUUUUGCCACUUUUUACCGGUCCAAAGUUUUCCCGCUCGAUAUUAUGUAAACGCACCACUGAAGCAUUAUACUAUCGUGAUUGUGGUCUUUAAAAUGAAUGGUGGAAAUGUGUAGGAUAUGAUAUACUGCAAUAAAGCUUAUCUAUAAGGUU
Nematostella vectensis (starlet sea anemone) is the source of this 9739-nucleotide messenger RNA. RefSeq names its product trichohyalin. Lineage: Eukaryota; Metazoa; Cnidaria; Anthozoa; Actiniaria; Edwardsiidae. Bases 763 to 8823 code for a protein of 2686 amino acids. The record is from RefSeq and is a predicted model, not a curated record. The transcript has 3 exons.